AUGUCAACUGGAAGGGUACGGACGAAAAAAAAGGCAUGUCCUCCAGAUCAGUCUCCCGACAACCUUCCUGUGAGGAGUUCUGGAAGACAGGUGAAGAAGAAAGCAGCUGAAGCAGCAGAUGAUGAUGAUGAAGCAUCAGAGAAGAAAUAUAGGAAGUGUGAAAAAGCUGGAUGCACUGCAACAUGUCCCGUUUGCUUUGCCAGUGCGGCUGAAAGAUGUGCUAAAAAUGGGUACACGUCUAGAUGGUAUCAUCUUUCCUGUGGGGAACACUUCUGCAAUGAAUGUUUUGACCACUACUAUCGAAGCCAUAAAGAUGGUUAUGAUAAAUAUACUGCCUGGAAAAGGAUUUGGACAAGUAAUGGUAAAAGUGAACCCAGUCCAAAAGCCUUUAUGGCUGAUCAACAGCUUCCUUACUGGGUGCAGUGCACAAAGCCAGACUGUGGUAAAUGGCGUCAGCUGACAAAGGAAAUCCAGCUGACGCCACAAAUAGCAAAAACCUACAGAUGUGGUAUGAAACUGAACAAUUCCACCAAGGCUGAGGGCUCAGACCAGUGUUCCAUGCCUGAGGACUUGAGAGUGGCUGAAGUUUCAGACCAUUGGUGGUACUCCAUGCUCAUACUCCCUCCUUUGCUGAAAGACAGUGUGGCAGCUCCCUUUCUAGCUGCAUAUUAUCCAGACUGCGUGGGCAUGAGUCCAUCCUGUACCAGCACUAAUCGGUUACCUGGUGAAUCCAACCUUGUGAAGUUAGAGCACUUAAAGAGCGUGCCUAAUUUGACUGUUGCAGGCAUGAACAAGUAUUUCCAGCCUUUCUACCAGCCCAAUGAAUGUGGGAAAGCACUUUGUGUGAGGCCAGAUGUCAUGGAACUGGAUGAGCUCUAUGAGUUCCCAGAAUAUUCAAGAGACCCUACCAUGUACUUGGCGUUGCGAAACCUCAUCUUGGCACUGUGGUACACAAACUGCAAGGAAGCUCUUACCCCUCAAAAAUGUAUUCAUCAUAUCAUUGUUCGGGGGCUCGUGCGCAUUCGCUGUGUACAGGAAAUGGAGAGGAUCCUUCACUUUAUGACCAGGAAAGGGCUAAUUAAUACAGGGAUUCUGUCAGUCAGUUCUGACCAGUACCUUCUUCCUAAGAAAUACCACAAUAAAUCUGUCAUUAUUGUUGGGGCUGGUGCAGCAGGAUUAGCAGCAGCCAGACAACUGCACAACUUUGGAAUUAAGGUCACUGUGUUAGAAGCUAAAGACAGAAUUGGUGGCCGAGUGUGGGAUGACAAGACAUUCACAGGAGUCACUGUUGGAAGAGGUGCACAAAUUGUCAAUGGAUGUGUCAACAACCCGAUGGCACUAAUGUGUGAGCAACUUGGCAUUAAAAUGCACAAACUAGGGGAGAAAUGUGACUUGAUCCAGGAAGGUGGAAGGAUAACAGAUCCCACUAUUGAUAAACGUAUGGACUUUCAUUUCAAUGCCAUCCUAGAUGUCGUCUCUGAGUGGAGAAAAGAUAAAACACAAUAUCAAGAUGUUCCUCUUGGUGAAAAAAUACAAGAGAUCUAUAAAGCCUUUAUUCAGGAAUCUGGUAUCCAGUUCAGUGAGCUGGAAGAAAAAGUGCUGCAGUUCCAUCUCAGUAAUUUGGAGUAUGCCUGUGGCAGCAAUCUCUCUCAGGUAUCUGCACGCUCAUGGGACCACAAUGAAUUUUUUGCCCAGUUUGCUGGAGAUCACACUCUUCUAACUGUGGGAUAUUCAACUGUGAUUGAAAAGUUGGCAGAAGGGCUGGACAUCCGGCUGAAUUUCCCAGUACAGAGUAUUGACUACUCUGGUGAAGAAGUGCAGGUCACUACUGCAGAUGGAACAGUGUGGACAACACAAAAGGUAUUAGUGACUGUACCACUGUCCCUUCUUCAGAAAAAUGCCAUUCAGUUUAAUCCUUCACUGUCAGAAAAAAAAAUUAAAGCCAUUAAUAGUUUGGGAGCAGGAGUCAUUGAGAAGAUUGCCUUGCAGUUUCCAUAUAGAUUUUGGGACAGUAAAAUUCAAGGAGCUGAUUUUUUUGGUCAUGUUCCACCCAAUUCCAGCCAACGCGGGCUCUUUAGUGUUUUCUAUGACAUGGACUCAGAGGGCAAAGAAAGCAUUUUAAUGUCAGUGGUCACUGGAGAUGCUGUGGCAACCAUUAAGAAUUUAGAUGAUCAACAAGUCCUGCAACAGUGUAUGACUGUACUCCGAGAGCUGUUUAAGGAGCAGGAGGUUCCUGACCCAGUGAAGUUUUUUGUCACUCGGUGGAGCAAUGACCCUUGGCUCCAGAUGGCUUACAGUUUUGUGAAAACAGGGGGCACUGGCGAAGCUUACGACAUUAUAGCUGAAGAUAUACAAGGAAAAAUAUUUUUUGCUGGUGAAGCCACAAAUAGGCACUUUCCUCAGACCGUUACAGGAGCUUACUUGAGUGGGGUUCGCGAAGCAAGCAAAAUAGCAGCAUUUUAA
Molecule: messenger RNA, 2463 nt
Organism: Acanthisitta chloris (rifleman)
Lineage: Eukaryota; Metazoa; Chordata; Aves; Passeriformes; Acanthisittidae
Gene: KDM1B
Product: lysine (K)-specific demethylase 1B
Exons: 20
Coding region: 1-2463 (820 amino acids)
Molecular function (GO): oxidoreductase activity; protein binding; zinc ion binding
Source: RefSeq, a predicted model, not a curated record